Oncorhynchus nerka (sockeye salmon) is the source of this 2493-nucleotide messenger RNA. Its product is annotated as stabilizer of axonemal microtubules 2-like. NCBI's taxonomy places the organism in Eukaryota, Metazoa, Chordata, Actinopteri, Salmoniformes, Salmonidae. The record is from RefSeq and is a predicted model, not a curated record. The transcript is spliced from 4 exons. Gene Ontology annotation, cellular component: centriole; ciliary basal body; cytoskeleton. Bases 874 to 2346 code for a protein of 490 amino acids. Gene Ontology annotation, molecular function: microtubule binding.
UGGACAUGGGAUGACCAAUAUGUAUGCUCAGCAUUCAUUUAAUUGUUAGUAUUUUGUUUACUUAAAGUAGCUGGAAUUUAUGUAAUACAUUUCCCCAACGAAUGCCCUGUAUAUAACUGUCUACACAGAGCAAAAGCAUAGCCGCGUUCUCAUCCUUCGAGCGAGCCAGAGCUGGGAGAGUCUAAAACCCCGUUUAUACCUAGUGCUAAUUUGCGUCCUUUGUCCUGUUCGUGCCCACAUUCUGAUUGUGCCCACAUUUUUAGACAGGUGUGACAAUCAAAAGACACAUUGUGAUCUGAUUGUCAUCAGAUCAUCCCGCUCACCCCCAGAGAUAGUCAGACAAGCAUUGUGUCUGGAUAUCUUACAUGUGUAAACCGAUCUGGGCAGAGAAACCAUAUAAAUAAUAUUAUUCCGCCCUCUAAAAUUUUUGACAGGUGGCACCAUUGACUGAUUACAUCAAUAUGUGUCUUACAAUAAAUAUAAUUCUAAAGAAAUAGCUGUGAAAUCAUUUGCAUAAAGGAAGGGACCAGGAAAUCUGGUCACAAUGCAGACACAGUGAACGGAUAACAGACUCAUUGUGUGUAGACACAUUUAUGGAAAUGUAGGCACAAUCAGAAUGUAGACAAGAUCAGGAUAAAGGACCCAUAUAAGCAUCAUGUAUAAACAGGGCUUGAGAGAGUGAGAGUAGAGAGAGUGAAUAAUCCACGGGCAUUUAUUUUUAGAAGCUCUCUCGGUCGCUACGCACUUCAUGUAGCCUACUACAACACAGCCCAUGUUCUUCUGGUCAAUAAUUGAAACGGGUUUGGUACAUUGGAUUGGAACACAACACCCGAGCGCACAGCGUAAAGACGCGCAGGCCUAUAACGUAGUGUGAUGUUUCAAGCUAUAUCCGGAAUUUGGAGAUGCCCACCUUUGCCAAUGAGGCAUCACCACUGCUCACGAGGAUCCCUUCCAGAGGAACCGUGUGUCCUGAUCCCAGGCUGCAUGGUCUCGGAAUACCAGGAAAAGUACCCUGCCUACUGCACCACUGUUGUCCGGGCAGCCAAGAAGCAGAAUAAUGAGUAUCAGCGUCUGGAGGGAAGGAUAUCCAACAUGACUACUUUCAAGUCAGACUACGUGGCCCAUGAAGUGACCCAGAGGCCCCCAAAGGUCACCAAGGUGUAUGUGCCACCUGACGGGAGAAUGAGACACAGCAGCACCUACGCCAGGGACUACCCAACACACCCUGUUCAGAAGCACAUCGUGACCAAGCCAGAAGAGUAUCAUCCGCCCACAGCAAAGAUGGUCGCUCAGUCCUUAUACAAAGGGGAAUUCCGAGCAUGGCACAACCAGAAAGUCCAACCCUACAGGACCUGUGACAACCUGAAGCUGAACGACAGCAAGUUCGAGGUGACCACCACCUUCCAAGACGACUACUGCCACAAGGGCCCAGCCGAGGCCAGGGAGAGCUUCAAACCGGCUGCCGACGCCCGGGAGACCCUGCCCUUUGACGGCGCCACCAACUACCAGACGCAGUAUGUCCCCCACCCGGUCCAGCCCAGGCAGCCCAAAGAGAGGGCCGUCUACAGGCCCACCAGCGCCCCCCUCAAUGGGGUCUCCACCCAGAGGCAGGAUUACCGGGGCCUGCCAGCUGAGCCCGCCAAGCCCUUUAGGGCCAAGGUGGCCUGGGAGAGCAGCCCGGCUGUAUUCCAGGGGACCAGUGAGUUCCGCGACCAGUACAAGGCCUGGCCCCUGCAGCCCAAGCACCGGCACCAGGCUGAGGAGUACUGCCCACCCGAGGGCACUAUGGUCGGUCUGUCCACAGCUCAUGCUGACUAUGUCGACCACGAGAGCCAGCAGCGGCCCCAGUCCGCCCGUCCCCCGGUCGAGGCCUGGACAAAGGAGGCCAGACAGCCCCUCCAGACCAGGUCCACCAUGAAGGAGGACUACCGGACCUGGGACGUGGUCCGUCGUCCCCCCAUGGUCUACGCAGAUGAGCUAGAGAAACCCAAGGGGGCUUUCGCCAACACCACCACCUUCCGCUCAGCAUACACGCCCAAGACGGCCCAGCGCGCCACCAGCUUUAAACCCACCCAGAAGCUGCUGAGCCCCCAGACCAUGGGUGAAGACUCCAUCUAUCGCUCCACCUACACACCCAAGGAGAUCCCACCUUGCCCAGCCCGGGAUGGCUGUCCUCCUGGCUUUGAGUACAGCUCCAUGGGGGCUGGAGGACACAGGCUGUACCGAACCAUCUCGGUACAGGAAACGGGGCUGAGUCAGCUGGCCGCUGCAACGUCCGAUAAGCCCUCUUACUCCCACAGCAGAAAGAGCUGCAGGGUCCCCAGCCGAGCCAAGAGGGCGCCAUAGAGUCCCGAUCACAAACCUGCACACAGAUAGCUAGAGGGGAUUCUUAUAUUUCUAUUCAAAUAUAUUAAUAGACAUUUUAGAUGAAUUCAUCACGAGCACCUCAGGUAUUUUGUAUGGUCACUCACAUUAAAAAAAGCAUAAUCCUGA